Molecule: messenger RNA, 4590 nt
Organism: Amoebophrya sp. A25
Lineage: Eukaryota; Dinophyceae; Syndiniales; Amoebophryaceae
Source: the annotation of a GenBank genome assembly
CUCACCUUCCUAGUCAGGUUGUUCCGCUUGCAAGAGAACGAGUCUUCUUUGUUCAUAGACUUGCCCUGCUUUUACUUACACUGUUUUCUAGAGAUCAUCGCACAGAUUCUAUUUCUAUAUUCAAACUAAUCUAACAAGUAUGGGGAAGUUACGUCAGAAAAAGAAGAAGGCUUACUGGAAGCGGAAAGAAAAUGCUCCAGGUCAACAAGACGGCGAGAACAACCAAGCUCGUGCCGACCACGAUGACUUCGAGUCUGGAGAAGAACAACAACGUGAAGACAGUCGAGAAAGACAUCAAGGACAACCUCAACCUCCGGUAGAAGAUUUCUCCAGUCCAUCUGGAUCUGCAGGAAGGGUCGUGAACCUCCAAACCGGGGAAGGAGCUCCAUUAAGGGGAUUUAAAGACGGAGGACCACACGUCGGACUCGGAGGUGAGCAAGAGGACGAGGACAGAACUGGGAGUACGAGAACACAAGAUGGAGAUAGAACAGCAAUGCCAAAUGUGCUGUCCCUUUCACCAGAGCCGGAUGGUUCCUUUUUCGACACACCAGCGACCACUGCGCCAUACAGAGGCGGCGACGAUGGCGAAGGCUAUAUCUCGCCGUUUUUCCAUGAGGAAGACGAGGACUACCGCCGACGAAGGUACGAGAUGAUGAUGAACAACGCAGGGGCAGCAGUGAAUCUUGAUGAAAGAAUCCAACAACAGCUUCACGGAGGAGAAGCUGUUGGGGCUUCAUCUUCAGGUAGUGGUCUUCAUGCCGCAGGAGCACUAGGUGGAGAACAUCCACAACAUCUAGGAGGUGCACCUUCACCUGCAGACUUGUAUCGUCUUCAUUAUGAAAGCAUGUACCAAAAAUAUCGAGAAGAUAUGAUCAUGAGACAACAGAAUGGCGAGGAAGACUUGAGUCCUACGGCUCUGCAAGAAGCGCAAGAACAGUAUGAGAGACUGGAAGCGGAAUACUACGAAAGAAUGCGACACGAACAGGAACAGCUUCGAAACGUAGAUGCAGCGGGUCUCAGUCGCUGCAUGAUGGAGCAGGAAUCGUCUUCAAGACGAGGUGGUGGUCCUUAUCCUCAUGGCGGCAGCUUUCAUCAAGCAGGCACAUCAUCGAGAAGAAGGGACAACCACUCGUCACAGUCCUAUGAUCUUCAUACAAGACGAGGGCACCAAGAUAGCAGGCAGCGAGGUGGACAAGAUCAUGAAGACUAUGACUCCUCAAGCGAAGAGGAGACAGACUCAGACGACGACUCCCGAUCAUCCUCGCAAUACACGAGUUCAAAAUGCUCACACAGUGGCGACGAAGACAACCCGAAAGCAUAUAAGAAGGGGGGAUAUCAUCCGGUACUGCAGCUUAGCUAUGGUUUCAUCGUCCCUUUCGAAUUCGAAUCUUCUUUCACUUGAAGGACGAACAUCGAUUUGUGGGAUAUUUAUAUAUUAAAGUAAUUGUUUCAGAAAAAUAGGAAUGGAAUUGACCCUUCUAGGUCUAUAAUGGAUUUGACCCACCUUGUAGUAGUUGUACCAGUGAAACGGCAUAAGUCAUAAUGCCAAAGUAAUAGAUAUUAACUACUUACCACGACUACUAGUACCUCGAGUUUUCUUGAGUUUUCUUCAGUUUCCCACAAUUUGAGUUUCCCAAGAUUCGAGUCUUCUUGAGAAGUAGCUUUUGAAUGAUCCCUCGUCUGACUUUUCAAUCUCUCUCACAUCCACAAACAACCACAGGUCGUUCUAGGACAGCAGUAUGCUGGAAGAUACAGGAUAUUGAGCAAGCUUGGUGCAGGGGCGUUCUCAACAGUGUGGCUAUGCGCAGACGAGAGGAAUGAUGACAUCCUCGUCGCAAUGAAAAUAUGCAAGAGCAAGAGUUCCGUAAUAGAAGGAUUUUUAGAUUCUUGAUCUUUCCAAGUCAAGCUGCUUCUAGAGAUAUGUCUUACUGUUUGGGGUAGCUCUAGCUUCCCUUAAUAUUGCGAGCAAACCGCUAACUUCCCUCUUUCCAACCCACUGUGUUUUCUCCACUGAAAUCAGGUAUCAGAGCAAGCGCUCGACGAAAUAGCUCUGCUGCGGUGUAUUUCAGAGCCAAAGGACAUGCCAAAUAAGGAAUAUUGUAUGCCUUUAAAGCACCACUUCUGGCACAUGGGUCCUAACGGAAAACAUAUGUGUCUAAUCUUCGAACUUCUGGGAGAAAAUCUUCUCGCACUAGUGAAGUACACGAAAUAUGGUGGAUUGCCUUUGAGUUGGGUGCGAAAAAUAGCGAGACAAGUUUUGCAGGUACUAGCCCAGUACAACUUUUUGUGUUGGCCAACCAUCUAGCUACAACAUUAUGUGCCGAAUUUCCACUUUUGACUGAAUAGUCAGAAACUUUGACUUUGAUUCAUCAAGGACUUUCUCACUGCCCUUCUUAUCCGUCGUCCCUUUAAGGCUUGAUAAUCGGGUAAGUAUGUACUUAUAACUAUAAGGCUGAAAUAGUAGUUAUGUCAUCACACCCCUUUAAGGCUUUCUAUCCUUCGUAGUAUGUAAGGCAAAGGCUUACCGUACGUAGCCAUCUCCUCUUUCAGGCCUGCGACCACCUCGCCAAAGUCGGCGUGAUCCACACGGACAUCAAACUCGAGAAUGUCUGCGUUCACCGCCACGACAUGGCGGAGGUAAAACGCGAGGCUUAUGCAGUCUUAGAAGCGCUAAAAGCGGCAGAAAAGCAGUUUCACGAUGCAGAACUUAGGAGAAAACAAGCUCAUCACGCAUCAAUUGCCGAUAGUACGCCACCUCAAAAACUCUCCAAAGCACAGAAAAAGAAAAUGCUUUUGAAGAAGAAGAAACUGUUAGCGUCCCAAGUAGACAUGGCCAAUGUGGGAAGUGGAAGCAAUCAGAAGGUAGUUCUUCUACUCAAACAUUUUUGCUGUAUAAUUGAAAUCCCUAGCCCUACUUGAUGAGCAAUUGAGUUCCUUAGUUACGUCAGCCUCUAUUCGCAUCGUAAAGGUAAAAUAGAUACUGCUGCUAAAUUUAAGUCUCUCACAAACAAACAACAGAACAUCCACGAAAUCGCACAUCCCGACAUUCCGGAAGAAGAGAGGAUAAAACUUCCCGACGCGCCAAUUAGACAGAAGACCAGGUUCGAAACUUUUUCACUCGCCGAUCUCAAAUGCGUCCUUUCAGAUUUCGGUAACGGUUGCUGGGUCGACAAACACUUCACAGAGGAGAUUCAGACGAGACAAUACAGAGCACCUGAGGUAUUGAGAUGGAUGAUUUUCCUUAUGGUAGCAACUCCAAUUACCUUCUUCCAUUGCAAAAGAUGCUCACCACACAAGGUCGUACAUGUACUCGUACUUCUUGUACAGAGUACAGUAUCAUUAUAACAAUUUUUGUUCAACAUCCCUGAUCAAUUCCUCCCUUCUGAACAUGAGGUCCUCAUCGGCGCCCCCUACGACACUUCAACCGAUCUCUGGUCAUCCGCCUGCAUGUUCUUCGAACUUUUGACUGGUGACUUUCUUUUUGACCCCAAGAGUUCCAACUCAUGGUCCACCGAUGAAGAUCAACUAGCAUUGAUGGUUGAGCUUCUGGGCGACUUCCCACCUCCAGAAUGGCUCUUUUCGUCGAAGCAUUGGGACGAAUUUUUCCAGGAAAGUGGAGAUAGGAUGAUCCACAUUAGGAAUUUGCAAUUCUGGCCAAUGGACCGAGUGCUCCAUGAAAAGUACUAUUUAUACUUCUUUUUUCGUAUAUCUAGGUCUAGAAAUUUUUAUAUGGCAGUCUUAAAACGUUAUUUUAGCAAAACGUUAAAAAUUGACUUCAUCUUAGGAAUCUAGUCGGCUAUUUUAAAAAAUCAACUUUUAACGUAGUUUUGCUAAAAUAACGUUUUAAGGUUGCCGUAUUUUAGGGGGCAAAACUAUAGCGAUCCCCAAGUGACAAAAAGUUCCUACUUUCUUUUUCAAAAAUCACUUACGUCCACUAGGUACAAAUUCAGCGAGGAAGAUUCGACACUUUUCGCUGAUUUCCUUCUCUCUAUGCUCCGCUGGCGCCCAGAAGACCGAGUCACUGCUGAGCAAGCUCUCCUCCACCCUUUUCUUCAAGGCGAAGAUGAUAUGCCAGAUGACCAAAAUUUCAUGAAUGUGAAAGAGGACAGCGCUUCUGACAGAGAAGGACAUGGACAUGGAGGAAGUUAUCAUGGUAGAGGCGAACACGCCGAUGACGAAGAUAGCUCAUCCGAUUAAGGCUCGAUGUCAUUCAUUUCGUGCAACAGUCGUGAUAAGGAUAUUUAUUUAGACUUCUUGUUUCUUCUUCCUCUGAGGAUUUAUGGAAGAAAUAUUCUUGUUCUGUUUUCUUCUUCCUCUUAGGAUACUGAAGAAAUGAAUACAGAGUGGGAAGAAGUGAAUUGUUUUGCUCUCUAAUCUGAGGAGGAGGAAGAGGAGGAUAGUUGUUUGGAAGAGGAAGACUCUGAUGGUGACGAGGAUGCAUCUUCUGGAGGGAACUCUGAUUCAGACGAAGAUGAAGAAACAGGACAGUCAUCAUCGAGACCAUCGGAAGAUGGAAGGUCGCCUCUAGAAGGAGAAGGCGAUGGCUCUCCGGAAUCACCUCCUGUUUUGACGAGUCCCCCAACUUCCUAA